Drosophila mojavensis is the source of this 5368-nucleotide messenger RNA. RefSeq names its product sex determination protein fruitless (gene fru). Gene Ontology annotation, molecular function: protein binding. The transcript is spliced from 8 exons. Gene Ontology annotation, cellular component: nucleus. Lineage: Eukaryota; Metazoa; Arthropoda; Insecta; Diptera; Drosophilidae. The record is from RefSeq and is a predicted model, not a curated record. The coding region runs from base 711 to 3287 and encodes 858 amino acids. Gene Ontology annotation, biological process: regulation of transcription by RNA polymerase II.
AACGAACACUCGCUAAAAACAACUGCAACCGCAACGUUGUGGCACGCGUUUCUAUCGCACUACGAAAUAAAAAUAAAAAUAACAAAAAAAAAAAAAAAAAUUAGAAAAACAAUUAGACAAGAAACUUAGUCUUAGACUAAAAGCCCGCUAGUGGCCUGAACUGUCAACAAGUGCUAAAACAACAAAAACAUAUAGUACAGUGUGGCUCAAAUCGGUGCAAUAUAUACGACAUAAAUAUAUCUAACAAAAAGCAUAAACAAAGCCAAGGGAGCAUGCAACAUGUGUCGCGCAACUUUGAACUUUGAAUGAGAUCAGCGGCUAUUAAAGCCAGGCAAACAAACACUUGAAGACACACACACACCUACAUAUCACACACACACACACACACACUGGCAAACUCAUAAAAUUUUUUAGUGCCGCUCGCGUAGGAAGUCGCACGUAGGCAAAGCCCGAACGUUAGAAUGCGCGUGUGUAUUGCAGAUACAAUAAUAAGAAGAUACAAGACAAUCAAUUGAUUGGUGCAAACAUUACUAAAAACUGAACCGUUAGAAACUGCAGUUAACCAAACAAAAAGAAAACAAAACAAAAACAAAAAAACAACAACAAAUUAAAAUAUUCUCUAAUAAUAUCAAUUUGUUUUGUAUCUCGAGCCGAGCCAAAGCAUUGCCAAUGUUAUAAAAAAACAUUCAGUUGACAGUGUUUUUACGGAAAUGACCAGGUACAACACUGAACAAGGAGCUAUGGACCAGCAAUUCUGUUUACGCUGGAACAAUCAUCCCACAAAUUUGACCGGGGUGCUGACCUCGCUGCUGCAGCGCGAGGCGCUCUGCGAUGUCACCCUCGCCUGUGAGGGUGAAACAGUCAAGGCACAUCAAACCAUACUGUCAGCCUGCAGUCCAUAUUUCGAGACGAUUUUCCUGCAGAAUCAGCAUCCACAUCCCAUCAUAUAUUUGAAAGAUGUCCGAUACUCAGAGAUGCGCUCCCUGCUGGAUUUCAUGUACAAGGGCGAGGUCAAUGUGGGUCAGAGCUCGCUGCCGAUGUUCCUGAAGACGGCCGAGAGUCUGCAGGUGCGCGGUCUCACAGACAACAACAAUCUGAAUUAUCGCUCCGAUUGCGACAAGCUGCGCGACUCGGCUGCCAGCUCGCCCACUGGGCGUGGCCCCAGCUAUGGCGGCAUGGGCUCCCGCUGCGAACGCGACCUGCGCGACGAUCUGCAGCGCAGCAGCAGCAGCCUCAGUCUGAGCGAGCGCAGCUCCGCUGCUGCGGCGGCUGCUGCUGCCGCUGCCGCUGUGGCAGCAGCCGGUGGCAAUGUGAAUGCAGCUGCCGCUGCUCUCGGCCUGACCACCAGCGCCGGCGAACGAUCUCCCAGCGUGGGCAGCGCCAGUGCCGCGGCGGCUGCCAUGGCCGCUGCCGUUGCUGCUGCGAAUCGCAGCGCCAGCGCCGAUGCUCUUAACAGUCGCGGCGAUGCUGGCAGCGAUCGGGGCAGUGAACGGGGCACGCUGGAGCGUGCCGAUAGUCGGGAUGAGCUGUUGCAGCUGGACUACAGUACCAAGGAUAAUAAUAAUACUAAUAACAGCAGCAAUAACAACAGCAACAACAACAAUAGCAGCAGUAGCAGCACCAACAACAACAAUAAUAACAACAACAACAACAGCAGCAGCAACAACAACAAUCGAGAGCGCAACGAGAGCAGAGACAGAGAACGGGACAGAGAGCUGUCCACCACGCCCGUCGAUCAGCUGUGUAGCAGUAAGCGCAGACGUAAGAACUCAUCAUCCAACUGUGAUAAUUCGUUGUCCUCGAGCCAUCAUGCGAAUGCGGCCCACAUACAGGACAGACACUACGCGCAGGACUCUCAGGCCACCAAUUUCAAGUCGAGUCCGGUGCCAAAGACGGGCGGCAGCACAUCCGAGUCAGAGGAUGCGGGCGGCGGCGGCGGCAGCGGCUGUCGGCGCGAUUCACCGCUCUCGAUGACCGUUGGCCAUUUGGGCGGCGGCAAUGUGGGCGCGGCCAGUGCGCUAAGCGGCCUCAGCCAGUCGCUAAGUAUUAAGCAGGAGCUAAUGGAUGCACAGCAACAGCAGCAACAACAUCGCGAGCAUCACGUCGGCCUGCCACCCGAAUACUUGCCGAGCGCUGCUCUCAAAAUGCACGAGGACAUGUCCACGCUGUUAACCCAACAGCUGCAGGCCGCCGAUGCGCGGGAGGAGCACAACGAUGCCAAACAGAUGCCACUCGAUCAGACGGACAACAUUGACGGUCGCGUUAAAUGUUUUAACAGUGCCCGCAAGCAGGAAGCGGACGACGAUGUCGAGAUCGAUGUGGCCGUCGCCGUCGUCCAGGAUGUGGACGUCGAUGAGGAGGCAGAGGCGGCAGCAACACUCGCCUAUCAUCAUGCCACGCCCAAAUACAGGCGCGCCAUCAUCUAUGCGCCGCACGACGAGGAUAUGCCCGCAGCAGAUCUGUAUAUGGACAAUAGCUAUAACUGCGAGUACAAGUGCAAGGAGCGCAAUAUGCGCGCCAUACGCUGCAAUCGUCAGCAACAUCAUCCGCAUCCACAUCCGCAUCCACAUCCGCAUUCGCAUCCGCAUCAGCAUCAGUUGGCGACGGCGCCGCAAACAGCGCUGAAUCUGGGCCGGCACAGCAGCGGAGUUGUAGCCGCUACCGCAGCGGAAACUCUGUGCGGCGCUGAGGCAGCAGCGGCCUACUCGCCCACGCCCACCUCCAGCAGCAGCAGCUAUCGAGAGCAACAGCAACAGCAGCAGCAAUCGCACUUGAGCUAUGCGCUGCAGCAGUCGCCCAAUGGAGCACAGCAGCUGGAGUUGGCGCACAGCUAUGGACAUCAUGGACAUCAUGGGCCACCGCCGCCGUCAUCGUCGUCGUCCUCCCUGGCAGCCAGCACUUCGCAGCAAUCGCCGCAUUAUCAGCCCGCCAUUGGUUCACUCUCGCCGCAACCCAGCUCCUCCUCAUCAUCAACCUCUGCAGCAGCGGCGGCGGCGGCAGCAGCAGCAGCGGCAGCGGCAGCGGCUGCGAAUCGUCGGGAUCAUAACAUAGACUACUCAACACUGUUCGUACAGCUAUCUGGUACGCUGCCCACGCUCUACCGCUGCGUCAGCUGCAACAAGAUCGUGUCGAACCGCUGGCAUCACGCCAACAUCCAUCGGCCGCAGAGCCACGAGUGCCCCGUCUGUGGCCAGAAGUUCACGCGUCGCGACAAUAUGAAGGCCCAUUGCAAGAUCAAGCAUGCGGAUAUCAAGGAUCGUUUCUUCAGCCAUUAUGUACAUAUGUGAUCACUUCUUUAGAUAGUUACGCUCACGAUAUGUAAACAAGCCCCCCUUGAAAAAUCAAAACAAAUAUGAAAGUCUGCACCAGAGUUAGAAAUUAUUUAUUAUGUAGCGCCCUAAGAGUUUCCGAGAGUUUCCUUACGCAAUUUUUCUUGAAAGACAGGUCUAAAGCAAAGUUAAACAAAUCAAAUCAAACCGAAUCAAAUCGUAUCGUAUCAUAUAGUAUCGAAUAAAAGGUUUUCAAUAUAUAAAUCUUAAUAAGCCCACACAUACGUAAUAUUAUAAUACUAAAUGAACUCAAGAUUCUAUCGAAGCAGAUUCUUUAGCUUUGAUAUCAAAGAAAUAUCUCGUAGUUGAUUUAAAAGACUUUUUAUUAAUUGUUACUUAAAUAACCUUUAGAUGCUUUUUUACAUCAAUUCAAUUGUUAUUAUUAUUAUUAUUAUCAUUAUGAUUAUUAUUAUUAUUGUGAACCGCGGCCAGUACUUAAGAGCAAACUUUAUAAAGUAUUACAUUAGAAUUCCACGACGUUAUGCUUCCAGUUUUUCUUGAUUUAUAAUUUUGUUUUCUUUAUUUAUGAAACAAUAUAAAAAUAAUAUUUAACAUGUGCUGUAGUGAGUUUUUUGACUAAUACUAUUUUGUGUGCCAUAUUAUCUAGUACUUAAUUAAACAAUCAAAUAAUUAAACAACAAAAUACUUAAUUCUUAUCAUGAAAUGCAACGAGUGAGGCAUGCAACAACGAGACUACUUCAGUAGCUGAAAAUUAUGAAAAAGCAAAGUGGGAAAACCGAAAAUCAAAAACCAAACAAAAGCAAUAAAAAUUAAUAUAUAAUACCGAACAAAUUUCUUCAGCAAUUAAGAAAAGCAAAAAAAGAAACAAUAAAUAUUUUAAAUAUAUUAUAAAUUGUUAAGAAAAAACAACUGAAUGACGAUUGCGCCCAAUUUCAAGAAUAAGCAUUUACCUAGUGCAAAAAUGAGCCCCCUGUGUGCACUUAUCUAAGAUUCGGUAUUAUAUCAUUGAAGAGUGUAUAUUAUAAAACUCUGAUAUGAUAUACAGUUUAUAUACGUUUUAGAGUGUAUACAUAACACUCAUAUUUUCUCUCCCCAUCCAUCUAUAUAAACAUCUUUAUAAUUUAGAUAUAAAACAUUUAUUACACGUUCGAUAUUGUAUUAUCAUAUCAUUCAUAUGGUAUUAUAUCUUGGAGAAGUAUACAUAAUAUUCUUGAUUUGAUAUAACAGUCUGAUGUUUACAGUAUGUCAAGGAUAUGCCAGUAGAUAAUGUCUCAUAUUAUUUCAGUGCAUUCAUCUGAUCAUAAAUUGGACCUAUAGUAAUUCUACAAUCUUUGAGAGUAUAUAUAUAUAUUGCUCUUGUUGUGCAUUCAUUAAGAGGUAUACAGCAUCAUAAAAUAUGAUAUGAUAUAUCAAUAUAUAUGAUAUAUCGAUUUUGAGCCUAUAUCAAAUCUAUAAAAUAUUUUUUUUUGAUUUUAUAUUAUAUCAUAUUGUGCAUACAUAAUGGCAUAGGUCUAUGAUAUAGGUUUUGGAUAUAUUAUAUCAUUUAAAACUAUAUAUCAAAUAUAUGAUUUGUGGUAUUUCCAUGUCCAUAAAUUGGUAUAAUAUCAACUCCUAUCUAUAAUUUAUGAUGUAACCCUGCUCUAUGAAAUAUACUUUAAGGAGUAUCAUAUAAUUUCAACACAAAUAUACUCUUAUAAUUUACAUACAUAUCUAUGAUAAGAUAUAAUGCCAAUCCUUUAUGUAUUUGCAUUGAAAUUGGGCGCUCGUUAGAUUUAUAUCUACUACAAAUACAAUAUGUUUCUCGUAUCUUUGGCAAAACACCCACCGAAUUCGAUUAGUUGCAUAUUUUCAUAAUCACAUCUUUCAACUUAUAAACAAAUAUAUAUUAUUGAAAGUGGUUUGCUAAAGUUACUUUAAAUCUAUUUCACACUCUAUGAUCAGCAAUAAACAAAUGUAUUUUAAAAGCAAAAAUAGUCGUAGUUUAAACAAAUGAAAUCCAAAUAUGCAAACAAAAUAUCAAACCAGCAAAUAUUACUUAACGUCUUUAACUUUACUUAAUAAAACUCUUUCAAAUCAAA